Macrosiphum euphorbiae (potato aphid) is the source of this 1101-nucleotide messenger RNA. The record is from the annotation of a GenBank genome assembly. Lineage: Eukaryota; Metazoa; Arthropoda; Insecta; Hemiptera; Aphididae.
AUGCAGAUGCUAUGCAAUUCGAGAUCCAUCAAUUGCAUUGGUUAUGAGAAAGCAUUAUGUAAAGAAAAUAUAGAAUCAGUUAUUUUAUUUACUAAAAUAUUCAAAACCUAUAUCAAGGGUCUUAAAGUUGAAGAUAAACCUGGAAUAUUUGUACAUGGACUUCAGUCCAGCCGCAAAACAGGUUUCAUAGGAUUCAUUGUCUGUUUAGAGAGCAUAUUACAAUUAUAUUCUACAUUAAUUAAAACCAAUCAGUUAGAACAUAUAAAAUUAUAUAGAUUAAGUCAAGACCAUAUCGAACUGUUUUUUGGAAGUAUUCGAUCACAUGGUGGUCAUAACAAUAAUCCAAAAGUUCGACAAUUCCGUUCAGCCUAUAAAAAAUUAGUAAUUCGGAUCAAUGAUAUUACAAAUUUUAAUACAGGAAAUUGUAUACUCCUAGAAGAUAUUGGAAUUCUGCAUUACUCUAGUUCUGAUCCAGUGAAUGUUUUAAAUAACAAUACUCCUGGUUUUAAUUAUGAUGCAAUUAUUCAGGAAGAAAAUUUGAGAAGUAUAAAUUCAUUUAUUUUAGAUCAUGAUUACAUAGGAAGCCAUAGUGAUUACUCUUUUAGUAACUUCUCUAAAGAAGUUAUUAUUUACAUUUCUGGAUUCGUGGUUCACAAACUUACUAAUGUGCUCAAAUGUGAUACAUGUAAAGAUGCGUUGUGUGCUACUGACAAAGAAUGUUUUUUAAAUUCAUUAAUAACAUUAAAAAAUAGAAAAGGUGAUAAUGGUGGCUUAAUUUAUCCCAGUAACGAUGUAAUUGAUAUAUGUUUUAAAACUGAAAAAACAUUAAAACAAUUUAACUAUACACAUAAAGCUGUUAAUAAACUGAAAAUUCAAACUGAAGUUUUAGGCCACUUUUUAUUUAACUCAAAUGUAUUCGAACAAUUAAAAACUCAUAGUAGCGAAACCAGAAAUCCUUUAACCGAUCAUAUAACUCUUCUAAUAAAAUCUAUCACAUCAACAUAUAUUAACUUAAAAAUAAACUACAAUUUGAAAAGUCACAAUGAAACACCUUCCAUUAGAAUGUGGUAUAAUAAAUUAACUAUUUUUAAAGGACAAUAA